Molecule: messenger RNA, 2191 nt
Organism: Marmota flaviventris (yellow-bellied marmot)
Lineage: Eukaryota; Metazoa; Chordata; Mammalia; Rodentia; Sciuridae
Source: RefSeq, a predicted model, not a curated record
AUGUGGCCCUUCCUGGUGAGAUUUGAAUGUAUCCUGUUCCUUGCUUCAGCCUUUUCAGUGAUAACUCAUCUCAGCCAAGGCCUGUCACCCAGGAUUAAUCAAAGUCACCUGAUCCCCUCCUACCUGAAAAACCGCAAGUCAGGUCUAAAAGUUGAGGGCUCAAACUUCACACUAGGAGGCUUUCCGUUCCUGAUCAUAGCAGGCACUGUUCACUAUUUCCGGGUGCCCAAGAAGUAUUGGAGAGACCGUUUGCUGAAGAUGAAGGCAGGUGGCUUCAACACCCUCAUCACGCAUGUUCCCUGGAACCUUCACGAGCCCAAAAUAGGCAAAUUUCAUUUCACUGGAAACCUGGACGUGAUGGCUUUUAUAACCACAGCUUCAGAGGUGGGACUCUGGGUCAUUCUGUGUCCAGGACCCUACAUUGGUAGUGACUUAGAUCUUGGAGGCUUGCCCAGCUGGUUACUCAAGGAUCCAAAAAUGAAGCUGCGGACAACUUACAAGGGCUUCAUUAAAGCAGUGGAUUUAUAUUUUGAUCAUCUGAUUUCCAGGCUGUUGCCAUUGCAGUAUAACCGGGGAGGCCCCAUCAUUGCUAUGCAAGUUGAGAAUGAAUAUGGUUCAUAUUAUCUGGAUAAAAAGUACAUGCCAUAUGUCAAAAAGGCCCUGGAGAAAAGAAAGGUCGAGGUGCUUCUCAUGACUGCUGAUAGUGGACGAAUGCUGGGAAAAGGCCGCAUAAAAAAUGUGCUGGUCACUCUCCACAUGAAGAAUAUACAUAAAGGAACUUACAAAGAACUUUCUUCAAUUCAGGGUCAUAGUCCUAUAAUGAUGAUGGUAUACACAGUGAACUCUUUUGACUCAUGGGGUGUUGCCCACCACCUUCCAGACGGACAUAUGUUACUUAAGGAUGUACGUGAAAUGCUCAAGCUUAGGUUCUCCCUCAACUUCUACAUGUUCCAUGGUGGCACCAACUUUGGUUUCAUGGGUGGAGCUCAACAUUUGAAUGGUUAUUACCCUGUUGUCACCAGCUAUGAGUAUGGGGCACUGCUGAGAGAGAAUGGAGAUUACACGCCUGAGUAUACCACAUUUCAAGAGGUUUUUCGGUCUGUUAUAGCUCCUAUGCCCCUCCCACUAAAUUACAUACCAAAGAAUGCCUAUAAGUCAGUGACACUAUUAUACUUCAUGACACUAUGGAACCUGCUUCCCUACCUGGACUUGCCAACCAAGUCUGUCAAGCCACUCACCAUGGAACAGCUGUCUGUGAAUGAAGGAAGUGGUCAAUCCUAUGGGUACACGCUUUAUGAGACUGCCAUUUCCAGUGAUGGCAUCCUCACCUCAAAGGGCCAUGUUCAAGAUCGGGGUCAGGUGUUUUUGGAUGACAAGCACGUGGGAAUCCUGGAUCAUUCCAAAGAUGAGCUAACUAUUCAGAAACAUGACCACCAGGAAUACCACACUCUAAGGAUCUUGGUGGAGAAUCAAGGCCGACUCUCCUCUGGGAAGAGCAUGAACCAGGAGAGAAAAGGUUUAACUGGGGAUAUUUAUCUGAACAAUUCUCCAUUAAGAAAAUUUACAAUAUACAGCCUGGAAAUGAAAAGUGUAUUCAUAAAAAGGAAACUCCCCAAAAUCUGGAAGCUAAUCACAGAGAAAGUUAAGGGCCCUGCCUUCUUCCUUGGUUACCUAAAAAUCAGUGGUGAUCCCAGAGACACCUUUAUACAACUGGAGGGCUGGAAUAAAGGAGUAGUAUUCAUCAAUGGACAAAACCUAGGACGCUACUGGAGUAUAGGACCCCAGGAAACUCUCUACCUUCCAGGACCCUGGCUCCAUACUGGAACAAAUGAGAUUAUCUUGUUUGAGGAAUUGGAAAGUGGCAUAGAGGUUGGGUUUAAAAUGGAACCUCAUUUAGGAUAUUGAGUCAUAAGUGGUGUGUAGUAAAUGGACUGAGCUGUCAUGUGAGCAGUGGGGCUGUGAGUAACCCAUCAAUCCUGGCACUUUGGUCACCACAACCACCCUGGCUUCUCGAUUCAGCUCCAACUGCCUGGAGUCCACCAUCCACUUCCUGAUCUGCCAGCAUACCACUCUUCUGGCUUAAGUUAUCCCACCUGUUUCUCAUGUUUACUACAAAAUAAGUCUACCCAGUGCACACCAUUUGUCAUGCUGCCACCUUAAAAGCUAUAGUGACCACCAAAUAAAAUGUUGA